This is a messenger RNA of Vespula pensylvanica (western yellowjacket), 1355 nucleotides long. Its product is annotated as SAC3 domain-containing protein 1. Gene Ontology annotation, biological process: spindle assembly; centrosome duplication. The transcript has 7 exons. Bases 169 to 1233 code for a protein of 354 amino acids. The record is from RefSeq and is a predicted model, not a curated record. Gene Ontology annotation, cellular component: spindle; centrosome; nucleus. NCBI's taxonomy places the organism in Eukaryota, Metazoa, Arthropoda, Insecta, Hymenoptera, Vespidae.
AAAUGAUACUAGCGCCACGAGAUGUAAAUAUAGAUUUAUUGUUGAAGAAACAUAAUCUUAGCAUUAAAUGUCUUUACAAAUUUACGAACAACAUACGUUUACUAUUAAUAAAUUUAACAAUUGAUUUUAUUAACGUAAUCUGUUCGAGUAAAUUAAAUUUGUAUAACAAUGUCCGAGACUAUAAACGGAAUGUGUCUUUUAAUGUGUCCCGAGAAAGAAAGAUGGAUGAGAGAGAAAGAAGGUUUAUUGCAUCGAUUUGAGAUUGAUGAAAAAACAAAACAUUUAAAAAAACCAAAAGCAGAUCCGAACAAGAUAAUAAAAAGUUUUUCUCGUCCAGCUGCAGGUCAAAUUAUGACAGAUCCGAGUCUUCUACGACCUGGACCUAUAUUACUAUCAACUAUUAAAUAUUUAUUCACAAAGAUAUUAAUACGCACAGAUGUAGAUUGGGUACAUAUAUACGAUUUUACAUUUGAUCGAUUACGAGCUAUACGGCAAGAUUUAGUUAUUCAAAGAAUUGGUACGAUUAUGAGUAUUCAAAUUUUGGAACCUAUUGUACGAUUUCAUACUUACGCUGCUCAAAGACUCUGUGAGCGAAAUAUUUCUGAGUUUGAUCCAAAAAUUAAUGAUCAACAUUUGUUGGAAUGUAUUAAGCAAUUGUUAGUUUUAUAUGAUACAGUGAACAGAACAGAGAAGUUAGAGCUUCAUGAAAACAUAGAAGUAUUAACAUUGAUUGAUAAUAGAGCAGAAAUGGAAGCAUUAUAUAUUCUUCUAAACAUUGGAGAUAUCUCAGCAUUGAAUAGAGCAUUAUCUCUUCCUGAAAAAUUAAGAAAGUUGAAGGAAGUUCGAUUAGCUACAAAUAUAUCUAUAGCUUGGUACUUAAGGAACUAUGUACGAGUGUUCCGACUAAUACAAAAACUCCGUCCAAUACUUGUAUGUGCCACAAUGUGCAAUUUGAAGAGUAUGAGAAGAGAUGUGUUACAAAUUAUGAGUUCAGGAUAUAAUAAUAAAAUUCUCACAUUUCCUGGACUAAAAUUACAAGAGCUUAUAUUAUACAAAGACAUAGAAAAACUUGAAAAAGACUGCAACCUAUUUAAUUUAACAUUUACUAAUCAAAAUAUUUUGUUUCAAAAAACAUCGUUUAACGAUAAAAUAUUAUUGGCAAAUUGUGAAAGAUAUUACACACCUCAAAUACUACACAAGUUCUUACCAAAUAUUCUUUUAGGAUCUUUAUAAACGAAUUAUUAAAGAAAUAUAUAAUGAUUUGUUUGUUUUGUUGAUUUCAAAUCGUUUUGUUUAACCCAUUUUUUUGUUAGAUAAAAAUAGAAAUAUACAACAUUCUCAAGUGUUAAAUUUUU